Molecule: messenger RNA, 453 nt
Organism: Plasmodium malariae
Lineage: Eukaryota; Apicomplexa; Aconoidasida; Haemosporida; Plasmodiidae
Product: conserved Plasmodium protein, unknown function
Exons: 1
Coding region: 1-453 (150 amino acids)
Source: RefSeq, a predicted model, not a curated record
AUGAGUUGCAGCAAAAAAAGAAACAACGAAUUGUUAUUUCCCGUAGCAAAAUUACAAAAACAUUUUCCCUUAAUUGAGUGGUGGCAAGGCAAAGAAAUUUUAUAUAAAAUUCAAAAAAAAAAUCAAAGGACUUUUGAAAAAAACCCAUGUGAUAGUUUAUGGGGUAAGUUCAUUAACUGCUUGAGAAAAUAUCCUCAUACUAUUUCCAAGUGCAAAAUCGAAGGCACAAGGUACUUGCAAUGUUUGUCAUCAAUAAAUCAGAAGGAAGAUAUAAGCAAACCACGGAAUUACAUAAAAGUUUUAGAGUAUUUUAAAAUUUUUAAUGAGACAAGUCGAUUUAAAUACAAAAAACCAGAGUUAAAAGAUUACUCAUUUUCGCAACAAUUAUCCUUUGAAAGAAGCAAGGCCAUCAGCAAGGAUGACCACAAGGACGACAAUAAGGGCAUUUUUUAA